Chara braunii is the source of this 1830-nucleotide messenger RNA. NCBI's taxonomy places the organism in Eukaryota, Viridiplantae, Streptophyta, Charophyceae, Charales, Characeae. The record is from the annotation of a GenBank genome assembly.
GCCGUGAGAGGAGGAGGAAGAAGGGUGGCCAUGGCUAUCGUGGACCUCAUGUGCUGUCUCUUAUACACAUCUAGAUGUGUAUAAGAGACAGGGAGAGAUGCAAAAUGAGAGCGGGGUGGCAUGUUCACGAUGGAGCUGGGAUGGAAUGUGAAUGCUAUGAAGGAGGAGGAGGAGGAGGAGGAGGAGGAGAUGGUCGAGACUUGUGUCAGGCAACGGCGGCAGGACGACAGAGACAGAGGAUCCUGAUGGUUUCGGAUUUUUUUUACCCCAAUUUUGGGGGUGUAGAGAACCACAUUUACUUUCUUUCCCAAUGUUUAAUCAGGCGGGGCCACAAGGUGGUUGUGGCAACACACACAUACGGAGGGGGCAGAACUGGGGUCCGUUAUGUGAGUGGUGGCUUGAAGGUAUACUAUCUCCCCAGACUUGCCUUCUAUCUUCAAAGCGUCUUCCCAACCUUUUAUGGAACCUUUCCCCUUCUUCGAGUCAUCAUGCUGCGAGAGAGAAUAACCCUUCUUCAUGCUCACCAGGCCUUCAGCUGUCUUGGCCUUGAAGCCCUUCUUCAGGCGCGGACGAUGGGGUACAAAGUGGUCUUUACAGACCAUUCGCUGUUUGGAUUUGCGGAUGCAGCGAGCGUUCACAUGAACAAGGUCCUGAAGUUUGUCCUCGCCGAUGUGCAUCACGUCAUAUGCGUCUCACACACGAGCAAAGAAAACACCGUCUUACGGUCAGGCCUGCCGGCGCAGCGCGUGUCUGUCAUUCCGAAUGCGAUCGAUACCUCAGCUUUCAAACCGGAUCCAUCGCGGCGCAAGGAAGGCGUAAUUACAAUCAUCGUGAUCAGCAGGUUGGUUUAUCGCAAAGGCAUUGAUCUGCUUGUGGAGGUGAUCCCUCAAGUGUGCAAUCUGCAUCCAAAUGUGGAGUUUUUGAUUGGUGGGGAUGGUCCAAAGAGGGUGCGACUUGAGGAGAUGAGAGAGAAGUGGGGGCUUGAGAGGAGAGUGGAGAUGGUCGGGGAGGUGCCGCAUGCCAGGGUGAGAGAGGUCCUUGUGCGUGGUCAUAUUUUCCUCAAUAGUUCCUUGACAGAGGCCUUCUGCAUUGCCAUUCUCGAAGCGGCAAGUUGUGGCUUGGUUACCGUGGCGACGCGGGUCGGCGGGGUUCCCGAAGUGCUUCCGCCUGGAAUGAUUGUCUUGGCAGACCCAGUACCAGCGGACAUCGUGGCGGCGUUGGGAAGAGCGAUCGAAAUGCUGCCGACGGUCAAGCCGCAGGAGAUGCAUGAGCAGGUGAGGGGGAUGUACAGCUGGCAAGAUGUGGCGGAGAGGACGGAGCGCGUGUACGACAUGGUCGCGCACGCGAAAGACGAUACUCUGCUGGAUCGCCUUGGGAGGUAUUACAACUGCGGACCAUGGGCGGGGAAGCUGUUUUGCUUGGUAGCGGCUGUAGGGGUUCUUCUGCUCAAGUUCCUGGAAUGGUGGCAGCCUGCAAAGUCCAUUGAGAUGGCGCCAGAUCUCAAUCCUCAUUCUUUAGGAGGGAGAUCCAGGGGGAUAAGGAGCCAAGAUCGCGGAACAACUUCCCUGCCCAUGGUCGUGGAGGAGGGAGAUCCAGGGGGAGAAGGAGCCAAGAUCGCGGAGGAUGGCGACUGAUCGCGGAGGAGGGAGAUCCAGGGGGAGAAGGAGCCAAGAUCGCGGAGGAUGGAGAACCUGGAGGAGAAGGAGGCAGGUGGUGGCGGCACCAGUUGAGUCUUGCCUCUUGACUCUGUUUGUUCUUGGCUCUAUUCGUUCCUGGCUCUUGGCUUGGCGUUGAGGUUGGCUGGUGUCACCCGAAACGUCCUAGAAUAGA